Molecule: messenger RNA, 945 nt
Organism: Mesorhabditis spiculigera
Lineage: Eukaryota; Metazoa; Nematoda; Chromadorea; Rhabditida; Rhabditidae
Source: the annotation of a GenBank genome assembly
AUGCGUGCAAUUUUUGCCUUGUUUUUGCUGUUUCUGGUAGCUGAUGGCAAGAAAAGCUUUCGUGUAGCCUCCUUCAAUCUAUGGCAAUGCGGGAAUCACGUUGAAAAGGGCCUGGACAAAAUUAUCAAGCAUAUCAAGGUCGUCGAUGCGGAUGUGUUCUCAUUUCAGGAAGUCCAAAAUGCCACUGCCAUGCGCCAAAUCGUCGACGCGCUGCCGGACGGGUGGACGGCCGUUUUCCCGAAUAGCAGCUACCCAAAUAUCGGCAUUUUGACGAAGCAUCCGAUUGUCCCAGAAUCUGUUGUCAAUACUUCCUUUGGUGUCCACGCUACGAUCAAAUUCGACUCCGGCUUCAGUAUCAAUUUCUGGGCUUUUCAUGGAUUUCACAAAGCCUACGGCCCGCACGCGGCUUUCAACAAGUUGGUGACGAAUGUGAGCCAAAUUAUUUCUGGGGAAUACGCGCCAAAGGAGAGGAAGGGCGGCCGCGUCCAAAACAUUCAAGAGGUCACCGAAAGCGCCACCACCAAAGCCGCCUUUAAACGACUGAAAACCGAGCCGAUUUUUAUCCUCGGCGACUUCAACACGCCGAGUCAUCAGGAUUGGGUUGAGGCUAACAAACCCAAAAAUGGCGGCUGGGCGGUGGAAUGGCCGGCGACGAAGCAUUUGACAGACCUUGAUUUCUUGGAUGCUUACAGGGAGCUUCACCCGGAUCCGAUGAAGGAACCUGGAUACUCCUGGUCCCCGGUAGCCAAGACCAACUACGAAUGGGACUUUGCCUUUCCGGAGCCACAGGAUCGGAUUGACUUCAUUUUCUACAAGGGGCCAGUGAAGCCGACAAACGUGACCCUCUACUCGGGAAGCGAGCCGCUGAAAAUGAUGCCCGACCAUUUCUACAACGACUAUCCUUCUGAUCACUCGAUUGUUAUUGGGGAUUUUGAAUACCUGGAA